AUGAACUCUCUCAAAUUCUCCAUAAUCCUACUCUCCUUGCUUACCCUUGCUAUUAGCACUCAAGCACAAGAUCCGACUUUCCUCUAUCAUUAUUGCCCAAACACAACCACCUUCACAAGAAACAGCACCUAUCAGGCCAAUUUAAAUCUCCUCCUCUCUUCACUUUCCUCAAACGCAACCCGCAACAACAUCAAUGGAUUCUACAACGUCUCUGCAGGACAGGAUCCUGAUGCUGUCUACGGCAUGUUUCUUUGCCGUGGUGAUGUUAGCAACAGUGUUUGCCGAAGUUGUGUCAACUUUGCUACCAAAGACGUACUCCGAAGGUGCCCAAAUGAGAAAGUAGCCAUGAUAUGGUUUGAUGAGUGCGAAUUGCGUUACUCAAACAGAAAUAUCUUUUCUACUGUAGACCAAGACUUUACCUUAUUCAUGUCGAGUCCAAACAAUGUUACAGACCAACCUCAGCGCUUUAACCAGCUAGUAGCAACCACCAUAAAUGAUAUAGCGACUCGGGCUGCAGCUGCUCCUUCAGGUGCCAGGAAGUUUGCUGUUCAAGAGGCAAACUAUACUGGGCAACAAAAAUUGUACACUCUUGUGCAGUGUACACCAGAUUUACCUAGUUCAGGUUGUAGUCGGUGUCUUGAGGGUGCUAUUUCAAAAUUAAGCAAUUGCUGUGAUAGAAGGCAAGGAGGUAGAGUCAUAUUUGCAAGUUGUAAUUUUCGGUAUGAGCUUUAUGAAUUUUAUAAUGCAACGGCAGCAGCGGAGGCUUCACCGCCUCCGCCUCCUCCUCCUGUGGCACUAUCUCCUCCUCCGGCUUCAGGUUCAGGGACAAGACCGAAAGGUAAAGUUGAUUAUGCCUAUUUAUUUCUUUUGUCCUUGUAUGAUCCUCAACUGUCAUCACCAUAA
Molecule: messenger RNA, 903 nt
Organism: Dovyalis caffra
Lineage: Eukaryota; Viridiplantae; Streptophyta; Magnoliopsida; Malpighiales; Salicaceae
Source: the annotation of a GenBank genome assembly